AUGAGCCAUGCGCACUUGUUUAGUGAGCUGACAGCAAUCACAAACAAUUUGGAUCUAUUCAUUCCACUAGGUGUUUUGUAUCUGUAUGGACGGCCUCCAAUGCCGUCCAAAGGUCUAGAGGCCCCCGAUGGCUGGAGCUGGCUGGAGCUGCCGUAUCAAGGCGAUCUGGAAUUGCGGCCAGGUACAGGAAUGAGCACAAUUAUGCACGACCUGCGCUAUUUGAACUCUCGGGGCCAUGUAAGGAUGACAUACAAGCCACUUAAAAGCGAAGUUUCAGUUAUAAGACUCUACGUGCUGACUCAGGAUGUCAACGGUUCGCAAGUGGUGCAGAAAUUCAGAUCUCUAUACGCUCGUGGGGGCCGUGCAGACAGUUGGCAUGCAAAAACGUACAAGGCUGUCAUGCUAAACUUGAUUAAAGUUUUAGAUUACGAUGAAGAGGCCUGGAGUCUUGCGACGGAUUUCCAGCUGCUCAAGUACCUUAAAAGCCAUAGCAUUCUUCUGUUUCCCUUGAUGAGCCAAUUCAGAGCGUACAACUUAUCAAACAUAGGGAAGAUGUGCUUGGACGAGCCCUUUGAACAUCAUCUGAAAAGGAUGAUAAAUCGUUCGUCGUAUAUGAGAUGUCGAGAAGAACCCAAGAAAGAAACAAUCGAGGACCGACUCAUCAGAAUAUACAGUCAAGUCAAUUCACCUAAUUUCGAUUUAGAAGAACUGGAUCCCGUGUCCAGAGAGACCAUCAGUGAAAUCUUGAAUGGGAAGAUUCCUGGGAUGAAAAGUGACCUAUAUAAUUAUCAGAGACGGAGUCUUGCCAAGAUGUACGAAAAGGAAGUCUCGAUCAAAUCGGUUCCCGUUCCCAAUUUGAUCGUACUUUCUCGAGGCAGCAAAUCCUUUUAUUUGGACAUCCAAACACUGAACUUCAUGGAAAAUGCAACAUGCUACCAUACCCCUAGAGGAGGGAUAUUGGCGGAAGAUAUGGGUUUAGGAAAGACAUGUAUAUGCUUAGCCCUUGUAUGCCUUUCCAAGUACCAAAUAUCUGAAAUUCCCCGGGAGAAUCGCACGAGAGCCAGUCAUAAACAUAUGCUGUCCCUUUUGGAUAUAUGUGCCAAACACAUCAACGAGCACUCUAUAGAGUGGAAGCAGUUUUAUCACGAGCUACCUCGUGCUUGCGUCCAGAAGUUAGAAGCCAACUUGGGAUGCUUCGAGAUAUCGCAAUUCAAAGUUCCCAACUAUGUUACAAGAACGAGUCGAGAUGUUGUCACUGAGACUAGAAAGCUCUUUGUGACAUCCUCGUCAUUGAUCGUCGUUCCCGAUAAUUUAUUCCAUCAAUGGAAAAUCGAGAUUCGAAAACAUGUACAAGAGAACUACUUGAAAAUACUGGAAUUACAAGGACAGGCUGAGCUUCCUCAAAGCGUGGCUGAGCUUAUCAGUAAUGACAUUGUUCUCAUAUCUCUAAACUACUUCUCAAGACAGUCUGAAAAACCAGACUCAAUUUUAAGGUCAAUAUACUGGAAGAGGCUGAUCAUUGACGAAGGACAUUCCAUGAAUUCCAGGUCCACACGAGCUGUGCUGCUAGCCAAGCAGCUGGCUGUCGAGCGCAAGUGGACUAUCACAGGAACACCUACCCUUGGACUCACUAAUCUACACGUGGAAGAAACAGAAGAGGACUAUACAAUCAAACGCAAAUUCAACGCUAGAGACGAUUUGGUGAAACUAGGUACUGUCGUGUCCAAUUACCUAAAAGUUGAGCCUUGGAGUACAAACCCGAAGCUGUGGCUCAAUAAUGUAGUCAAACCUUUCGAAAAUAACAGCUUGAACGGAGACCACCAGCUAAUGCAAAUACUGCAAAAUUUGCUUGUGAGGCAUUCUGUGAAAGAUGUGGAAUUUGACAUCAAGCUCCCAAAACUAACGCACCAGCCGGUGUUUCUCAAGCCCUCGUUUUUUGAUAAGUUGUCCAUCAAUUUAUUCAUAGCAGUUCUUGCGACAAACGCGGUUACCUCUGAGAGAACGGACAGGGACUACAUGUUUCACCCGUCAAAUAAAAGCAUUUUGAGAAGACUGAUAAAUAACCUUCAAAAAGCCACUUUCUACUGGACGGGCUUUUCUAUUCAGGACAUUGAAAAUCUGCUUAGCAUUUGCAACUACGCAUUGAAUACUAUCAAAAAUAGGUAUUCCAAAGAAGAUGUCAAGCUGCUGCAGAGCUCUAUCUAUACGGCCAAAGUUGCGCUGAGUAACUCUCGAUGGAGAACUAAUUGCAGUGUUCACGAAAUGAGCUAUUUCGUUUCCAAUUUGCCGUUGAUGUUCCACAAAAACAUGUCAGUUGCGAAUUACGAGUACGAAGUAGACGAUUUCCACAACCCAAUAGGCGUUUAUGGGUAUCCGCAACUGCAUUCUGUUCAGAAACUAUUUUACAAAAACCGGCUCGUGAAAGAGAGUUUUCUGUUUGAAAGAAUACUGGAGGAAAGCUCUAAAGAGUUCUGGGUCAAAUAUUGGAGAUCCAACGAUUCCAAGGAAAGUUGGAAGCGUGGACCAUCAAGAGUUUCCAACCAGGACAGUAUUGACUUGGACAGUGUUCGGCUAAUAAACCACGAACCGAAGUGGAAAAACGAGUUUGACCCUGCAAAGGAAGAACUCGAGAUAACUGCCAAACCCCAGAAGCGGACCACGAGACAUCAUUUUGAGUCUUUGAACCAGUCGCCACGAAAGAAGAUCAAGUACAUUCCUGAGGGUUGCAACACCCCUAGAACUCCAGAACCUUUGAUACCGGAAGGAAACUUUGCGUCGCAUCUGCGCCAUGCUCGAAUUUUGGGUACUGCAUCUGUUAAGUUGUCGUAUCUUACAUCACGACUACUCGAGAACCAAACCUUAGGAAUCAAAUCGAUCGUGUUUUACGAGUUCGAAAAUAGCGCCUAUUAUCUCACUGAACUGCUUGACCUGUUGGGCAUGAACUACCUCAUGUACUCGACAUAUGUCAAGAUAGCGGAGAGAUCUAAUAACUUGACAAAAUUCGAUCUGUGGGACACCUCCGUCAGUGGUGGUAUUGUUCUGGUGAUGGAUGUGAAAUUGGCAUCACAUGGAUUGACAAUCAUAUCUGCAACCAAUGUAUUUUUCAUCAAUCCAAUCUGGAAUAAAACAGUUGAAGCACAGGCAAUCAAAAGAUCUCACAGAAUUGGACAAACCAGGGAGGUGUACGUCGAAACUCUGAUAUUAGACAAUACAAUCGAGAAGGAAAUGUACUUGAAAAGAAGCCAGACAAAAGCGGACGAAACCAAAGAAUUGAUUGACAAUACAGGAAUGCAGGAAUACAUUAUGCGUUUCGAGUUUCUUAAAUUAUUUGAGGACUUUCAUGCGGAAUACGAGCCAAUUCGCUCUCCAACUCGUUAUAAAAUGGAUCUGGGUGUGCAAAAGGAUGAUUAUGAUGACGGCUUGAAGCUGUUCGGUGUUGAGAGCACGAUCCAAAAUGGGAUGAGGACCUGGAAGCUUCCUCUCUUCACCGAACAGAGUUUGGCACGUACCACAGAAAAUGAGUCCAAAGUCAAAGACGAGCCAAUUGAUAUCUUCAAGACAGACUUUGAAAUGCAAAAAGAAAACGCUUCUUCCUGUAAGCUCCUGCAAAAGCUUAAAGGUCAACGAAAAACUGUCCGUUUUGGCUAA
Ogataea haglerorum is the source of this 3648-nucleotide messenger RNA. RefSeq lists its product as uncharacterized. The record is from RefSeq and is a predicted model, not a curated record. Lineage: Eukaryota; Fungi; Ascomycota; Pichiomycetes; Pichiales; Pichiaceae. Gene Ontology annotation, molecular function: ATP binding; ATP-dependent chromatin remodeler activity. The coding region runs from base 1 to 3648 and encodes 1215 amino acids. The transcript has a single exon.